GCGGAUGUGCGACGUGUCAGAAGACUGCUAAAAUGAUUGGCAAUGUUGUGACACUUUCCAGCCCUCGUUUAGCUUAACACCGAGAGACGAACUUACAGGCUUGAGCUCUAGUAGCCAGGUGGAGGGUAGUUAUUCUACAAGAAUCCUCCGUGAGAAAAUUAAAACAGCGGAGUAUUUAGAAACUCUUGCUUUUAACACAGGUGUGACCCUUUCAAUUUCAUCUGAUGGGCAUGCUGCCGAAACUUUCAAGCAAGCUCGCCAAAUAUUCCUCCGCUGUAUGCCUUCUUCUUUUCUUCGCCGGAGCCGCCAAUGGGAUCAGGGAACGCUGGUUGCAUCAUACAACGGAUGGAAGCAUUCACUUUUUAGCCAUCGCUGUUGCCAUCGCUGUGUUGUUUUCUUUAGUUGCCUAUCUGUACGGUUACCGAGAUUUUGCUCGAGGAUUCUGUCAUCUGUGGAUAGGCUUUCUUUUCAGCGUGAUGUCCUUCACAGAGAUUGCAUUCGACCAUUUGAUAGACUCACUGCAUGAUUUAGACUCGACAGACAUUCUCAUAAUGACCAGCACUGGAGUACAUUGCUUCAGGAUUUUAUCUGAAAGGAUAUGCACCUCUCCAACGUAUGAAUCGAAAUUCAUGACUACUGAAGAGUUCUUGCUUCUCCUUGGAUUCCUUUCAGGUUCAACUGGAACAAUGUAUUUUGGUAGCAUGCUGACAAUCAUUUCUGCAGUUAUGAUGCAUUUAAUGGCCUUUCACAUGAAAUCAAGUGUCUCCCUUCUAAGUGCAGCCUUGCUCUGCUUUUUCGGUGGUGCAUAUUACUUUCCAGCAAGUGAGGUCAACUACAAUCCAUAUAUUUUAUCAGCUUUUAUCAUCUACCUUUCCUUCGAAUCACUGGUUGAUAUUUAUUUCUCUAGACUGUCCCUUUUGGAAACAUGGAAAAAGUUUAUCUUCCAAAGUAGAUGCAUUCAUAGAUUGCAGAUUCUUGCUGUGACUGUUCUAGAAGCACUGUUUUACAUGUUUAGUUCUCAGCUUAUCAAAGAUCCUGAACUUCCAGUCUACAGACUACCAAUAUUUGUAUUUUUGUCCGUACCAUGGGUGGUGUUUCAUUUUAUGUUUAUUGUAACUUGUUGGGGUUUCGUUGGAAAACUAGAAGAAUGCACAAGCAUGGUGAAUGCAAGGGGAGAGCUUAGUGACAAUAACAUGUCAGAGGUAAUGGCAUCCAAAGGUGUCCGCCACUUCUGUUUGGUGUCACAGAUGGUCACACUAUACACACUGUCGUCAACAUCUCUCAUCAUAGCAUCAGCAUGGCAGGAAACAAACCCAGUAUUCAUUGGCAUGUUGUUGAUCAUUCUUCCUGUUGAACUGCUUUUGUAUGAUAUCCUCACAAAGCUUGGGAAGUCUGUGGGAGGAACAGCCAUUGGUUAUGCUGUGGUUGCACCUGCGCACAAGUACAGCUCAAGUGGUAAUGUUGUUGUUCUUGUAGAAAAUGCCUUCCAGGCAGUCAAUACUAAAGCAAUGGAACUGAUAAAUAUUGUGUCCAGAUUCUUUUCUGGUCACAUGAUUCACAACUUUGGAACAGACUUUUCAACAAGUGGGAUUUCAGCUGACUAUAUUGAAAAGAAAAUCACUUCAUUUUUUGAGCAACGCAUCCUUCCAGGCUUACACUAUGACACUUACAUUCUCUAUUACAGUGGACAUGUGACCAGUGAUGGGGAUUGGGCUCUUACAGAAAAUAAAACACUUUCAUUUGAAACAAUCUUGAAGUGGUGGAGAAACAAAAACUCAUCAACAGGAGCAAGGCUUCUUAUGUUUUUGGACACUGCUCACUCAGACAAAUGGGUAGAUAAUGUGUGGAAAGUUGAAAAGGACUUCAUAGCAAUCCAAACUGGAAAAUUAACUGCUUCUUUUGAUGAAGAACAGGGAAAUACAUUUCCCUUGGGUGAGCUCACAAAGUUAUGGGAUGAUUUCAACACCACUGCUGCAAAACCUGAAAAUUACUGGGACAAAAACAGUGUGAAAGUUAAGCCAGUGUAUGGUGUUUCAAGGGAAUGGUGUUGUUUUAAGUUUCAUGAGCCAACAGUGGAAGAUAUUGCACAGCAUGUGGAGCAAAAUUUUCCAAGAGUUAUCCAACCAAUUACAAAGAUAUUCACCCACUUGCCAUGCAAUACAAACUUGCUCAGUGUAUUUGACUGGUUCACUCAUGGCUUUCGUAGAAUGAAGAUGCGAUGUUUUCCUCCAGCAGUUUAUGAUACUGGACAUGGAUUUAAACUUGUGCGUUGAUGUCAAUAUUUUGCAUGUAUGCAAGCUUUGAAGUGAAUGCCAAACCCCUGACUGCAUUGUAUUCUGCAAUGUACAGUUAUCAAAGUAGACAUCUAAAAGCUUGAACAAGCAAAAUGAAUGGAACAGAAAGGCAUGACUUGUUGAAUCCAAAAACUUAGCUCAGGUUUGCAUGAAGUUCCACAUUGUUCUUUACUACAACAGAAGAUGUAAUUAACAUGUCUGGUAUCUGUUUCUGUAGAGGGCAAUGAACAAGUUGUAAUAUAAUCUUUACAAGGAUUUUUCUGGAUAUUCAGUUUAUCGAUGCAGUCACAGAGACACCCAGAAAGUGUAUUUUACAUUUUGUUUUCUCAGCUGAAACUCUCCAUAAUUGAUUUCAUAUAUUCAAACAGUUGAGAUUUUGCUAAACCCUAUGAGCCCUAAGAGUGAUUAGGAUCUAAUUUCCCCUUACAAUUUCACUCUUAAAUCACUCAUUAAGGUCAUGAGAAUAAUGGAAAUGAUCACCAAGAAAGCUCUUGAUUGUCAAACAAA
Molecule: messenger RNA, 2801 nt
Organism: Pocillopora damicornis (cauliflower coral)
Lineage: Eukaryota; Metazoa; Cnidaria; Anthozoa; Scleractinia; Pocilloporidae
Product: transmembrane protein 168
Source: RefSeq, a predicted model, not a curated record